Messenger RNA from Closterium sp. Yama58-4, 3906 nucleotides. The record is from the annotation of a GenBank genome assembly. Lineage: Eukaryota; Viridiplantae; Streptophyta; Zygnematophyceae; Desmidiales; Closteriaceae.
AUGCCUUUUACUCUAACGGUGCUUCGUUGCGCGCGGAUUUUCACCAAGGCGAGACUCUCGCCAAUAUUCAUUCCGAAUGGAUCUUCCCGUCCGCCUGUCGGAUGGCGUUCUGCGUACUACCCCGUUCAGGGUACGCAAGAAAAGGACCGAUCGCAGUUAUCAUGUGAACCGCAUCUAUCUUGUGCCCGAUUUAAACGACCGACCGAUCUGAGUUCUUCCCAGCAGCGGUUAGCCCGACGCUCAACGUGUCGCUCUCUCCCGUGCAUUAGUAGCGAGCUCCUUCGUCGCGGCGUUUGCGCGCUGUACAGGCUGUCGUUCGUUCGUUCCCAAGUCUCGCGUGCUGCCGGUUUUAUGCGAGAAGAAGCGCUGCAUCAUUACCGACUCCCGCCUCACACCUCGUUCGCGCGAGCUGAAACUACUGCCGCUGCCGCUGAUGGCUCGAUCAGUCCGCACCGGAUUCGCAUUGCUCGUCAGCACCUCGCUCCUCGUGACGUCUGCCUGGCUGCAGCAAGCCCAGUGUUCAAGUGGACGGACCUGGCAUGGCAUGACCUGUGGCUCAUGGAUGAUGAGCUGCAACUUCACUCGGGCAAAGCGUCUUCGACCCCUUGUUGUUGGCGGGCAGUACAUAUCCAAGGUGACAGCCAUAUGGGAGAUUUUUUCGCUCUAAUUCGCCUCGAGUGGCAUCCUGCAGUGUCGCUGCUACAAGCAGUAGCUUUACGAGAGAGACUGGAAAGACGGAACCGCGGGUUUAGGAGGCGGAUUGUGCGAGUUCAGGCGGAAGAUGGCUCCUCAACUGCUAUUGGCGGCUCGAAAGCAGAUAGCGAAGCUGCUGGUUCGGUGAAAUCCGAAAAUUCUGGUGUGGUUGGCAAGAACAGCGAUCCUGUGCAAGCACAACCAGCGAAAGAUAAAGCUAUCGAUGAGGAAAAGGAGAGGGAGAAGGAGCGGCGGAGACAGCAAGCGCUGCGGCAGGCGGCGCGGCGAGCGGGGACGCCGCCAAGCAGCGCAAGCGGCGCUGGCGGCGCCAGUGGCGGCGGCGGGGAGAGCGGGAAGGAGGGCGAGGGGGCGGUGAAGGGGGGACUGCUGAUGGGGCUGGCGGAGGCUAUCGAAGACGCGUUUGGCGCUACCAGCGAGGGGCGGGGUGGUGUUGACAAGCUGGAUAUCGCCAAGUCCCUGUGGAGUGGUAUGGGGGCUGGUGGAAAGGUGGAUAUCGCCAAGCUCCGCACCUGCUUCUCCUACACGGAUUUCUGGCCCACAGACUCCCGCCCCUACGGCUCAGGCGCACUGUUCACGGGCAACCUGCGCGCUGCUGACGUGGCGGACGCGCGGGAGAGGCUGGAGACAAAGCUGGGUGAUGCGGCUGGAUGCCCUGUGGCCGUGUUCUUCCUGAAAGACGAGAGGCGGGAGAAAGAGGUGUGCAUAGUGCAGCCAGUAUCCUCCAUCAACCGUCGUCUCGCCCUCACCACUCUCACCGGCCUCUCCCGCUGGCCGCUCAUGCUGCUCUCCCUACUGGGUUGCCUCGCCACCACUGCCACUGUCUCUGGCGUCAAUCUCGACCCCUAUAAAGUUGGCCUGGGGGAGUCAGCUCACCACGCCCUGCCCCUCACUCUUGGUCUCGCGGCCGUUGUGGGAGUUGGUGAGCUCCCCCCGCCCUACCUCCUCCUUCCCUUUCUCACAUGCACUCGUUACCUAUUAUACGGGGUAAGGCACUCCCCGCGCUACCCCUACCUCCUCCCUUUCUCUCACACACUCAUCACCUAUCAUUCCCUACCCUCCAUCCCACUACCCAAUUCACCCCUGAUCUUCCAACGACGUUACGGAGUAAAGCUCUCCCUGCCCUACCUCCUCCCCAACCCACCUUGCUUACGCACUCUCCAUCCUCCCUCCCUCCCCUGCAUUCUCCCACCACCCCCACACCAACAGAUCUUCCAACGAAUCAUGGCAGGACGAUACGGGGUGAAGCUCUCCCCGCCCUACCUCCUCCCUCGCAUUCUCACACACACUCGUUACCCAUUCCUCCCUUCACCACCCCAUCCCCAACACCAACAGAUCUUCCAACGGAUCAUGGCCGGGAGAUACGGGGUGAAGCUCUCCCCGACCUACCUCCUUCCUGGUCCUCUUGGCUGCCAGGGCACUGCCACUCGCUUCGAGUCCUUGCUGCCCUCCUCCCGGGCCCUGUUUGACAUAUGUGCAGCCAAGGCGGUCGGUUCAUUCAUGACGUCGUUUAUCGUGGCGUGUGUGGCGCUGGCAGCUGACGGGGGUGUUGAUGGCGGCAUCGACCCCAUAAUCGUCCUCUUUCCAAUAUCCAGCAUGCAGGGAUUUUCCCUCAAAAACAUCAUCGGCCCAUACUCUGACGACCUGGGCAACGUCAUGCCCAACGCUGUCGAGGGGCUGGGCGUGCCAGUGAAUCCCCUGGCGUUUGCAGGGCUGCUAGGGUUCGUGAUUACUGCACUCAACUUGUUGCCGGCUGGGCAGCUGGACGGGGGCCACAUGGUGCAGGUGGGUGCUGGUGUAUCCACGUGGAUGGAGGGUGUUGCUGGGCUGGGCAUGGCUGGGCGUGCCCGUCAACCCUCUGGCGUACCAGUGAAUCCUCUGGCGUUCGCUGGCCUGCUGGGUUUCGUGAUUACGGCACUCAACUUGUUGCCUGCUGGGCAACUAGAUGGCGGGCACAUGGUGCAGGUGGGUGGGGGCAGAGGGUGGGUGUGUGCAGAUGGGUACAGCCUCCCUGGGUACUGCUGCUUACACGGAUACAGCUCACAGGAAUCACGCCCAACACAGAGCAUCAUCGGGCCAUACUCCGACGACCUGGGCAACGUCAUGCCCAACGCUGUGGAGGGGCUGGGCGUGCCAGUGAACCUCCUCGCCUUCGCUGGCCUGCUGGGAUUCGUCAUUACCACACUCAACUUGUUGCCAUCCGGACAAUUGAAUGGGGCCCACAAGGUGCAGUGGGUAGGGGCAGAGGGUACAGCCUCCCUGGGCACUGCUGUCUUACAGGAAUCAUCAUCGGGCCACCCGUACUCCGACGACCUGGGCAACGUCAUGCCCAACGCAGUGGAAGGGCUGGGUGUGCCGGUCAACCCUCUGGCUUUUGCUGCGCUGCUGGGGUUUGUCAUUACAGCGCUGAACCUGCUCCCAGCUGGACAACUAGACGGGGGCCACAUGUUGCAGGUGCUAGGGGUGCCGGUAAACCCUCUCGCUUUCGCAGGCCUGCUGGGGUUUGUGAUCACGGCACUCAACUUGUUGCCGGCUGGACAACUGGACGGGGGGCAUAUGGUGCAGUCGAGGGUUGGGGCCAUAGGCUGGGACAGGAGCGACCUGGGCAACGUCAUGCCCAACGCAGUCGAGGGGCUGGGCGUGCCCGUCAACCCACUAGCUUUUGCAGGGCUGCUGGGGUUUGUCAUUACAGCGCUGAACCUGCUGCCUGCUGGGCAGCUGGACGGGGGGCACAUGGUGCAGUUAUCCUUCAUUCAGAACAUCAUCGGGCCAUACUCCGACGAACUGGGCAACGUCAUGCCCAACGUUGUCGAGGGGCUGGGUGUUCCCGUCAACCCUCUCGCCUUCGCAGGGCUGCUGGGGUUUGUGAUUACCGCGCUCAACCUGCUGCCUGCUGGACAACUAGAUGGGGGGCAUAUGGUGCAGCACUCAACCUGCUGCCGGAUGGACAACUGGACGGGGGGCACAUGGUGCAGGUGGGUGGGUGGCGCAGAGCCAACAGCCUCUAUAGCUGGCGGUGGGGUGCCAGUCAACCCUCUGGCAUUCGCAGGGCUGCUGGGGUUCAUCAUCACGGCGCUGAAUCUGUUUGCCGGCUGGGCAGUUGGACGGAGGACACAUGGUGCAGGUGGGUGGGUGGGUGAUGCAGAGCAGACAGCCUCUAUAGCUGGUGGUGGUACGUGCACAGGCAACGGCUAA